This is a messenger RNA of Plasmodium vivax (malaria parasite P. vivax), 1617 nucleotides long. RefSeq names its product thiamin-phosphate pyrophosphorylase, putative. Bases 1 to 1617 code for a protein of 538 amino acids. Gene Ontology annotation, molecular function: thiamine-phosphate diphosphorylase activity. The record is from RefSeq and is a predicted model, not a curated record. Gene Ontology annotation, cellular component: cytoplasm. The transcript is spliced from 2 exons. Gene Ontology annotation, biological process: thiamine biosynthetic process. Lineage: Eukaryota; Apicomplexa; Aconoidasida; Haemosporida; Plasmodiidae.
AUGCGCGUCGACAAAAGUGGGGACGCUUCGCUGUGCAACUCCCCGGGGAGGCUUGCCGACUACUCGCUGUACCUCGUGACGGACGACAAGUUCUUGACAGAUAAGCAGAACGUGUGCCGCACGCUCAUUGGGAAGGUGCGGGAAGGAGUCCUCGGCGGAGUGGGGUUGGUGCAGCUGCGGCUGAAGCAGGCAGACGACAGGUACUUUUACAACGCAGCCGUAAGGAUGAAGCACCUGCUGAGUAGAUAUAAAGUCCCACUAGUAAUCAACAACCGGGUAGAUAUCUGUGUAGGUGUAGACGCUGAUGGGGUGCAUGUGGGCAGAAGAGACCUCCCCAUCAAGGUCGCCAGGGACAUCCUAGGAGGAGAGAAAAUCAUCGGGGCAACCAUAAAUUUUAGCAAUGAUGAGGACAUUGAGAUGGCCCUAAACAGCCACGUGGAUUACCUAGUGCAUGAACACACAUUGUAUGAGUCUAGCACCAAGCAAAUUGCAGCUUCCCAUCACGAGGGGUUGAAGCAACAGAUAGGGACCCUACUCCGUAAGAUAAAGCAUCUUCAAGAGAGAGGAAAAAUUUACAAGCCACCUUUAGACUCCGAGGCUCCCCCUAUUAUAAUCAUCGGAGGUAUUAACACCAACAACAUUGACGAUGCUAUGACCCAUUUUUCUGACGCCUGUGCAGGGGUUGCAGUGGUGUCAAAUCUCAUUGGAGAAAAUUGCAACUCUUUUUUCAACGCACUAAGGUUAAAGUUUGCAAUAGAUAAACAUAAAAAGGGUUGCAACGAGGCGUUUGUGAAUCUAUGUGUGAGCUGCUUGCGUCAUUUUUUUUGGACCAAUUUGGAGGGCGACAUGAGAGGGGUGGACGGCGGCCACUUCCGAUUAGCCACAAAUGUGGACGUCAAAAAGAACGUUCGCCACUUUUUUGAAAGCAAUCUUAAUUUGAAAAUUGUGCAGUUGAGUCCGCCCGCGGUGUGCAGCUCCGCGGGGGGGGGCAAUUUCUUCCUGUUCUGUUCGAGGCGCACAAGGGUAGAGAGAGCGGCAACCGAAGAGAGAGAAGCACUCGAAGUAACCGAAGCAAACGGAGCAACCGCAUCAACCGCAGCAACCGGUGAAGGCGAAGGAACGCCCACUUCGCACAACCCGUGUGUAAGCAAGUGGAUUCAGCAAAAUAAGAAUAUCGCACACGGGGUCUUCAUUCUUAUAGGCGCGGAUUUAUUAGCCCUGUUCCGAAAACUUUUGGCGCCGGAAUUUUUCCACACGAACAAUUUCGUCGUUAUCACGAAGAGGGAACAAAGCGCCUGGGAGGCGGUGCGGUGUGACGUGCGCGGCGCUUCCAUACAGUGCUGCAACAAUUUAAUCAAUGUCGCGCUGAAGAAUAGCCACGUGGACAGUGAGGUAGUGAACCGCUUUGCCAUUCUGCUCGCAUAUUUUUUAAUGGUGCAGGAGAGGUUGAAGCAGGUGCGGCCCCAGUUUUUAACCCAAAUUGUGGGGGAGGGAGAAGCGGCGGCGGGCGCAGGGGAAAACGGAAGGCUUCUCAAACUAGCCGCCGCGGUGAACAUGUCGUUCGAGGUGCUUUCAAAUGAGCACACGGGGUUGGGGGUGGCGGCCUUCUCCACGUAG